AUGUCAACAACAAAUUCUACACACAAAACAUCUUGGCGACAUCGUCGUUUUUUGCGUUUUUUUCGACGUGAAAAACCAUCAAUGAUUAAUAUACCAUAUUCAUAUCAAUAUAUGAUGCGUUUUCCACGAUUGCCUAUUACAGUCCCACCACUUGUUCCGACAUUAAUGUCUUAUCGAUGUAUUGAUUCUUUAAAUACUUGUUUUCAACAACAAAAAAAUAAAACAAGUUAUGAUUUUUGUUUAUGUCGUGGAGGUUCUGGUAUUUUAGCUAAAAGGAAUGAUGAUGAUGAAUGUGAAUCAUUACCAAAAAAACAUUCAAAUGAUAAUCAUUAUCAACAACAUAUACGUCGACGUUUACCAAAACGUUAUAGUGAUAUAGUUGGUCCAUCAUCAAAUAAAAUUUAUCUUCCAAAACGAGAUUCAAUUAAUCGAAAUAAACAAACAAUAAAUUCUUUAUUACAAUAUAAUCAUCAACAUACAUCAUUUAAAAAAAAAUCUAAUGAUGGUUUAUAUAUAAUUAAUUCAAAUAAUAAAAAAUCUAUUGAUCUAUUAUCAUCAUCAUCAUUAUCAAAAACAGAUAUAAAAAAUCAUUCAAUUGUUACACGUCGAUAUAAUAGUAAAAAUAAAUGUUUAUUAAAAACAAAUGCUGUUGAUCUUCUUGCACAUCGUAUGCAAGCAGCUAUGAGUACAGAAUUAAUGCAUUCACUUGAUAGAAAUUUUGUUUUUGGUGAUAAAAAACAAUUAACAAAUUAUUCAAAUAUUAAUCGUUCACAAUCAUUUCAUAUAUCAACAACAUCAUUUGAUCAAUGGCAAGAUAAAUCAUUAGAAAAAGAACAUUUCUAUCAUGUUAUACCACGUAUAAAACAUCAUUUAGAUGAUGAACAAAAAUCUAUUGAAACAAUAUCAUCAUUCGAUGAAUUAACACCUGAUUAUGAUGAUGAUAUUAUUAUUCGACGAAUAAAUAAUAAUAAUAAUAAUAAUGAUGAUAUUGAUGAAGAACCUAUUAUUGAUUAUGAUGAUUCAAAAUCAAUAUUAAUUCAUAAUAUUGAUGAUAAAUUAAUAACACCUCCAACACUUUAUGAUCUUGGAGUUACAUCAUCUUUUAUUGUUCAACAAACAUCUAUAACACCAAGUAGUGAAACUUUUACACAAGAACAAUCAUCAAUACCACCAACACCACCACCAUUACCAAAUAUAACAACAAUACAACAAAAGAAAUUAACAUUUCGUUGUCGUACUAUUGCUGAUAGAAUAACAGCUGAUCAUAAACUUAUUUUAAAAGAUGAUAUAGAAACAAUAACAGAAGUUCCAGAAGAAAAAUCAUUAGUUCCUCAAAUUGAAGAAGAACAAUCAAAAACAUCUUGUCCUAGUUCAAGUGUUACAUUAAAACCUUGUUAUUUACAUUUAUCAAAAGAAAUAUUAGAAAAAACAACUUUACGUAAAGUUUCUCAUCCAAUUUCACGUUCAUAUUCAACUUAUGGUUCAAUGUCACAAUUAAAUGAUCAUGAUACAGAAUCAACAACAUUACAUGGUAAAACUUCAAUUAUUAAUGAACAAUCUCUUGAUGGUUUAUCAUCAUCAGCAGAUACUUCAAUUAUUAUUGAAAAUGAAUAUGAUCAUCGAACAUCAUCUAAAAUUUAUAAUGAUUAUAAACGACGUACAUCAUCAAUAACAAUACCAAAAACUAAUACAUUAAAUAAUAAUUAUAGUCAUUCAGCUAUAAUACAUCCAAUGCAUACACAUAUUGGUGUACGUUCAUCAACAACAUCAUCAUCAUCAAAUGAUAAAUUAAAUGAUAAUACAUUAUCAAAUAAAAAAAUGAAUCUUUGUGUUAUUAAUCAACUUAAUGAACAUUUAUCAACACGUUUUCGUCAACAACAACAACAACAACAACAACAAGAUAUAUGUUUAACGAAAAAUAAUAAUAAUAAUGUUCUUUUAGAAAAUACAACUAAUCAUCAAAGUUAUGAUUCACCACCUGAACAAAGAAUAGAUGACAUUCAAACAAAUCUAUAUGAUGAACCUCAUCAUAUUGAAAUAACAAAUUCAUCAACAAUAAAAUGUUCUGAUAUACCAACAUCUUCAAUACCACUACCACCACCACCACCACCACCACCACCAUUACCAAUUGGUGGUUUUCGGCCAGUUCUAUCACAAUUAAAUCGUUCAUUAAGUUCUCAACGAACAUCAAUAAUGACAUUACCACGUGAAACAAAUAGUUCUGAACGUGGAUGUAGUACAGGUACAUCAACAACUUCAAGUAAAUUAUCUGAUGCACGAAUACUUCGAGAAUUACGUACAAAUCCAUUAUUUGCAAAAGCUAAACAACAUCUUGAAAUAGAAUCAGAUUUAAAUAGUCGACAAACAGCAAAUGAAUCACCAUGUUAUGUAAGACUUGAUAAAUGUUCGAAAGGUAUUUUAUCAACAAUUGAAAAUAAUAAUUCAAAUGAAUUAUUAAACAAUAAUAAUAAUAAUAAUAAUAAUACGAAUGUAGAAACAUUUAUAAUGCGUCCUGAUGAAUUAAAUACAAUUAUGAAUAAUACAAUAAAACAAACAAAAUUAUUGAACAGUACAACAAAAGAUCUAAAUCAAAUUAAUUCAAGAACAUUGAUGAAAUCCUUUCAACAAAAACAAUGUCGACAAUCAGAACUUGAACUUAUAUUUCAAAAACGUGCACAACGCAAUGAACAAAAUCCGACAUGA
Molecule: messenger RNA, 2703 nt
Organism: Rotaria sp. Silwood1
Lineage: Eukaryota; Metazoa; Rotifera; Eurotatoria; Philodinida; Philodinidae
Source: the annotation of a GenBank genome assembly